GGAGGGGCUAGGCACACCACAGGGAAGCGCGCGGAGGAAAGUGUCCGCGAUAGUUGGCGAGCUCUGCUGUGUGGGUUAAUGAACACAAGUGCAAUUCCUAAACAAAAAGAGAAAGAUGAAGCUAGUGCAGCUAGACAUUUUUUUUUGAAAGAGGACCUAAUGUUAAUGAAUUAAGAUGGCAAAUAUUGGAGAAUGUAGAAGGGGAAAAUAAAGAGCGAAUUAAGAUGAAACCUAAAAGAUGAAAGAAGUGAGAAUUGAAAUCUCGCGAGAGGUUUUUACUAUGUAUGUUGAUGAUGGGAAUGUGCACCAUGCUUGACAAAAGGAGGCGUUGCCUCUGAAACGUAGCAAACGUUCUCACCUGUCCUUAAGUGAAUGGAGACGGCUAAAGACUGCAGGAGACGGCAGUGAAGCUGCACGUUGAAGCUCAAGAAGCCGGUUACUCCUCUCCUUGUAACUACCUGCGGACUUUGCGUGAUCCACACUGGUUGAUGAAAUAUGCCUGGUCUGCGGCUUUCCUACUGGAACCCUCGUCUUUUACGUACAGUGUUUCAUCAGCUACAGCAGCAACAACAGACUGGAUUAUUUUGUGAUGUUACUCUACAGGGAGAUGGUGAGGCCAACAUUCAUGUUCAUUCUUGUGUGAUUGCAGCAUGUAGCCCUUACUUAGCAAAUUUACUUUCUGAAAUAUCAAAAAAUUCUGAUCCCAGAACACCAACAUUUUCCAACAGACAUGUACUAAGGAUUCAUGGGAUUAAAAGCCUACACCUACUUCCUCUGGUCAAUUACAUGUAUACCUCAGAACUGGAGGUUGCACCAGGAGAUGUCAGUGAUGUUCUCAAAGCAGCACAGAAGUUACAAAUUCCAGAACUGGAGCUAUUAAAGUUGGAAGGAGGUAGAUUAGUAAGGUCUGAACCCGGGAGAAGACUGAACAGGAAUUGUCUUAGUAGCAAAACUCAUGCUCACUAUACAAAGAGUGAAAAACCUGCUAAUGCUAAACAUCAAGGAAUCAUAAAUUCAGGUACUAAUGUUGAAAUAAAGCCAAUCCUAAACAGCCAGAACAAAAUAGAGAAUGAUGUAAUUAGUGUAAGUUUGCUUGAUGUUAAGCAAAGUAAUGAAAACAUGCUAGACGUAGGGACAAGCAGCUGUGGCAUGCCAGAUAUUAGGCCAGGCAAUCAAGGUUUCUCUGAUGUGCUGUGCAGUGGCAAAUCAAUAAAAGAUUUUGCAAACAGUGAUGGUUAUCUGGAGAAUAUGCCAAGCAGAUAUGACUUGCUGCCCUAUGCACCUAGUAACCAGAACACGCAAGGGAAUUCCACACCGUGCAGCGACUUCAUUAAAGAUUGUGAGAACAGCAAAAAUUUAGGAGAAGAUAGUCUAAAUAGGCAAGAUUUUGUACAAGAUGUAAUUAGUAACCAGGAUUCACCAACUGAUGCAAGAAACCUUGACUUGACGGAGUAUAAACUUAAGGGCUCAUUUGAUAAUGCACCUAAUUGCCAGGACUUAUCGGAGCAAAGAAUAAAUAUUUAUGGCUUACUUGACAAUGUGCAAUUUAGUCAGGACUCGCUUGACAAUGAGCAGAGCAUUGGGGGAUUGGCAGAAGAUGUGCAGAGCCUCAAGGAAUUACCAGAGCAUGUGCAGAUAAAAGGGGGAUUGCUAGAUGAUAUAAAGGAUGUUGGGAAAUGGCCAGAGGGUGUACAGAGCAUCAAGGAAUUGCCAAAGGUUGGGCAGAGCAUUUGCAACUUGCCAGAGGAAAUGCAGAGCACUGAGGAAUUGCCAGAGAAUAUGCCGAACAGUGAGGGAUUGAUAGAGACUGGUGCUAGAGGUGAAGACAUACACUUGAACUUGCUGAAUAGAUGUAAGCAAAACAAAAACAACCCUGAAGUAUUCCCUGACCAAGAGAGAAAAUGUUCUGUAAAACCUGUACAAUCCAGAUAUUUCACAAAAUCAAGAAAGGGAUUCUUGAAAAGAAUACGGCUGAACAGAAAAAGAGAGGAAAUUGCGUUUGUUGAUACUAAGCUUUUGAAAUUUAAAAAUUCAGAAAUGGACUGCAAUAAUAUUGAUAUUUCAGGCUCAGAUACAUUUGGAAUUGUGGACAAUAAGGGGUUAACAUCAAGCACCCACUGUGAAUCUGACACAAGUGAAAUGGGGAACAGUGAGGGUUUAAUAUUAAAUUCCCACUGUGAACCUGAAGUCAAUGCACCCGUAGACCAUGAGGAUCUGAAAUCAAGCGCAUGCCAUGAAUCAAAGCAGAAUAUAACUGCACUCCUGGAGGAUUUUCCAUUCAUUACCCACUGUGAAUCUGACACAAGUGAAAUGGGGAACAGUGAGGGUUUAAUAUUAAAUUCCCACUGUGAACCUGAAGUCAAUGCACCCGUAGACCAUGAGGAUCUGAAAUCAAGCGCAUGCCAUGAAUCAAAGCAGAAUAUAACUGCACUCCUGGAGGAUUUACCAUUCAUUACCCACUGUGAAUCUAAAGGAAGCGAAAUGGGGAACAGUGAGGGUUUAAUAUUAAAUUCCCACUGUGAACCUGAAGUCAAUGCACCCGUAGACCAUGAAGAUCUGAAAUCAAGUACAUGCUAUGAAUCAAAGCAAAGUAGAACUGCACUCCUGGAAGAUUUACCAUCCAUUACCCACUGUAAAUCUAAAACAAGUGAAACUGUCGACCUUGAGGGAUUAACAUUGAGCAUUGACUAUGCAUCUAAACAAAGUGGAUCUGUAGACAACAAGGGCUCCCCAUCAAGUACCCAGUGUGAACCUGAAACAAGUGUGGUAUAUGCCUCUAACAAGUGUAUAGCUGAUUCAAGAAAAAGGCAAUACAACUUGGAUAACUCUUUUGAGAAUAAUUUGAAGAAGGUGAAACUAAGGAAAUCCAAUGAUGGACUUAGCUGGGAAGUUGUGAAAGGAGUUGAGUCUAUAAAUAUUGCUCACUCCUCUCAGGAAAAAGAACACUUGAAAAAGCAUGAGAAACAGGUUCAACAGAUAAUCAAUGUCACAACACACAUUUCCCCAUAUCUAGAUGUGGGUGUAUACAGUCCACCUAUGUCUUCGGAGGAGUGUGUAUGGCCUGAUUUGUCCUCAGAGUCUGACAUGGAAAUUGAUGUUCUUGGCUAAGACUAUAAAUAUUUAGAAGGCCAAUGACUGUGGCAUAUUAAUGGAGUACUGCAGUGUAUGACACUUUAUCCCCUAUCCAAAGGAUAAAUGUCUGAUCACGGAGUCUGACCGUUGAAGCCCCCCACAAUCUCCUGCCGGGCACGCAGCUCUUCUCAUGUAUGGAGUGAUCUCUGCUCCACGCAAGGAGACUGUUGACCCCUGACGCCCCCUCUAUGUAUUUCUAUGGGAGAGCAGGAGAUACACGAACGCUGCAUCUCCAGCUCUCCCAUAGAGAUGCAUGGAGGGGGCAUGUCGGCCACAGCUUCAUGCUGUGGUCAACACAGCUCCUUUUUUGGGGAGAGCCGAGGCGUCAUGUAGGAGAUUACAGGAGGGCCCCAGUGGGCUAGCCCUCUGCGAAAUGACUCUUAUCCCCUAUCCUUUAAAUUGGGGAUAAAUAGUCUUACACUGAAGUACUCCAUUUAAGUUUAGGUCUAUAUUGACCUAAAAGACUUCACACACCAAUGUGGUACUCCUAAAGGAGUAAUGUUGCACCUUUUUUAGUUCUACAUUUUAUUCACAAAUACAUCUCUUUGCAUUUGUUAUCUUGUGCAGACCAGAUCAGUGGCCAAACAAGGGUAAAAAUAGGCACAUGGCUAGAUAGGUCUAAGGUAUUUUUUGUUUUUAAUCUUCAUAGUCCUUUCAGUGCAAAGUUUAAAUGAGGAUCAAGAGCCCAAGGAGAGCUCCCUAGGACAGCAAGAACUAAUUUAUCACACUACAGAAAAAUCUGUGUCAGGAAACCCAAACUGUCUUAUUUGAUAUUAGCAGUCCACACACUAUGUAUAACAAAUAGUUAUAUAGAACUGUGAAUGUAGCUCUGGAUUCCAAUGCAGGCUAUAAAUGAAGAUGAUAAAAAUAUUUUUUUUAAAUAUUUACGGAUGAAUAUAUACUUUAAGGGUAGGGUCACACAUUCUGAAUUUGCUGCUAUGUUUCCCUACACAUUGAAGUCAUAGAAAUGGGUAGCAAAAUCAGCUGCAGAGAAUAAGCAGCAAACUACAGCAUGUGUGACCCCACACUUAAAGGGGUUAUCCAGGAAUCAAAAAAGAGAAUUUCUUUCAAAGACCGCUCCUUGUCUGUCUCCAGGUUGGGUGAGAUUCUGCAGCUCAGUUCCAUUGAAGUGAUUGGAGCCAAUUUGUAAUAAAACACCCAAAGUGGAGCCAGAAAGGGAGCGGUCUUAAAAAAAAAAAAAUAAAAAAAAAUAGGUCUGUUUUUCGAUUCCCGGACAACCCCUUUAAAUGUAUAUUCACUAUAGAAAAAGUGUUACUAAAAGUUUAAGUUUAUGUAUUUCCUAAUUUAUUCACUAGGAAUGACGUAAUGCAGAUGAAAAGACUUUCAAUAUAGCAUUUACGCAAUCAAAAUUGGUCAAGGCUAGAUGUUUUUUUCUAGCAAGAUAUUUUUUUUUCCCAGUUUUUGCAUCUAUACUACCAAGAGACUUAGUUUUUUCUUUAGACUAGCACACAUGAGAGCAUUAGAAACUAUAGAUUAGAAACUAUACUGAAUAUGUUAAACUGUGAGCUAUGAUCAUAGUUUGCACCGAAGAGCAUUUGCGUUGGGAUAUUCUUUAUUGCAUUUUACUCUACCUUGUUUCUAUCUGUAUUAAAGUAAUGUU
This is a messenger RNA of Hyla sarda, 4753 nucleotides long. RefSeq names its product BTB domain containing 18 (gene BTBD18). Bases 496 to 3108 code for a protein of 870 amino acids. The record is from RefSeq and is a predicted model, not a curated record. Gene Ontology annotation, biological process: positive regulation of transcription elongation by RNA polymerase II. Lineage: Eukaryota; Metazoa; Chordata; Amphibia; Anura; Hylidae. The transcript has 5 exons. Gene Ontology annotation, molecular function: protein binding.